UCUGCCUCUGCUUUUCUUUCAAUACCUUGGUCUGUAUUAUUUAAUUACGCAAAUAUAAACAAACUAAUCUUAUUUUUUGUUGUCAAGACUAGCACACUUGUUUAUGUUUGUGGCUGCGGGUAAUGGCGAUUUAUGGUUAUCUUGCAUUAUUUUCCCUAUUUUAUCUGUCUACAGCCAUUCAUAUAACAGUCGACCGCUCCGGGAAGGGCCAUUUUCAGAAAAUUCAAGAUGCCAUUGAUGCAGUUUCAUCGAAUAAUUCAGAAAACGUAUUUGUUUUGAUCAAACCAGGUGUUUACGAGGAAAAAAUUGUUGUUCCCGUAGACAAGCCCUUCAUCACCCUUAGUGGCUCAAAACCUGCUGGCGAAGUUAUAAUAACUAGGAAUGAAUCGGGGGAAAUUUUUGAGUCUCCAACUUUCACAGUUUUGGCUUCUGAUUUUAUGGCCCGUCACCUCACAAUUCAGAAUACAUAUGGGAGUGGGGCAAAAGCAGUUGCAUUGAGGGUGUCAGCAGAUAGGGCAGUAUUCUUUGGGUGUAGAAUUUUGUCCCAUCAAGACACGCUACUUGACGAUAAAGGAAGGCAUUACUACUACAAUUGUUACAUUCAAGGGGACACUGAUUUCAUUUGUGGAAAUGCGGCCUCUCUCUUUGAGAAGUGCCAUUUGCAUUCUCUUUCUAAAGGAAAUGGGGCCAUAACUGCCCAGCACAGACAGUCUCCUAAUGAGAAAACUGGAUUCACCUUUGUAAACUGCAAAAUAAGUGGCUUAAAAAGUGCUCUACUUGGAAGGCCAUGGGGUGCCUAUUCUCGAGUGGUUUUCGCCCUAACUUAUAUGUCAAACGUUGUAUUGCCUCAAGGGUGGGAUGACUGGGGUAACCCCUCAAAGCAAAGGACUUCAUAUUAUAGAGAGUACAAGUGUUAUGGACCUGGUUCAGGCACCUCUAAGAGAGCGAAUUGGUCACGCAGUCUUACAAGUCAAGAAGUUAAAUCCUAUUUGAAGAAAAGCAUCAAUGGUGGCAAAAGUUGGGUACGAGCGGCGCCACCUCACUUCCGGAGAGUUUCCGUGGGUGACCUCUCCGGCCAUGUUGGUGAAAGGCAGCCGUGACAGUGGCCUCGAGAUAGGAUUUAAAACAGCUUUUUGUUAACAUUUUCAUGCUUCCUAAUAUAUAAUAUGUAGUUUGUAACACUUGUUCAGGGAAAAUAUCACCUAUAAAUAAGUUUGUGUUAUAAACUAUAUAAAAAAAGGGAGA
Messenger RNA from Olea europaea var. sylvestris, 1245 nucleotides. Its product is annotated as putative pectinesterase 11. The transcript has 4 exons. Gene Ontology annotation, molecular function: pectinesterase activity. The record is from RefSeq and is a predicted model, not a curated record. Gene Ontology annotation, biological process: cell wall modification. Bases 123 to 1100 code for a protein of 325 amino acids. NCBI's taxonomy places the organism in Eukaryota, Viridiplantae, Streptophyta, Magnoliopsida, Lamiales, Oleaceae.